This is a messenger RNA of Vespa mandarinia (Asian giant hornet), 1958 nucleotides long. It is a transcript of the gene Dhdds, whose product is annotated as Dehydrodolichyl diphosphate synthase subunit. NCBI's taxonomy places the organism in Eukaryota, Metazoa, Arthropoda, Insecta, Hymenoptera, Vespidae. The record is from RefSeq and is a predicted model, not a curated record. Gene Ontology annotation, molecular function: ditrans,polycis-polyprenyl diphosphate synthase [(2E,6E)-farnesyl diphosphate specific] activity. Gene Ontology annotation, cellular component: dehydrodolichyl diphosphate synthase complex; endoplasmic reticulum. Gene Ontology annotation, biological process: polyprenol biosynthetic process.
AUAUAUAUGUGUGUGUGUAUAUAUUUUACCAUUUGAUUUUAGAAAAGAAAUAAACAAAUUAUACUAAUGUAAAUUAUAAUAAUUUGGAUAAAGUAUACGAUCAUUAUACUCGUUAUACCUUAUUAGAAACAUUUUUGCUGAAAAGUGUUAUAUCAUUAAUGACGUAAUCCUUUCCCUCUGAAAACGUGAAAAAAUGAUUAGGCGAUUAAUGUUAUACCAGACUAUUGUCACUCAUGACAAACAAUUAUUUAACCUUUUUUGUUACCGCGUAAUACUUUGCCUCGACUACAAUUAUAAUUUGAUUGUAAUUUGAUGUUAAUCCGCUUAGACGUGUCGAUCAUCUUUGCACGAUUAAGAAUUGUAGAAGGUAAAAGAAAAAAAGAAAAAGAAAAAGAAAAAAAAAAAUCAUUAUGAGGUAGAUAUUCAAGAUGGUUGCUGCGAAACUUGAAACAAACUCGAAAUCGUACAUGUUGCGCGUGAUCAUUUGCGGAGCUCUUCUCGUUUCCCAAGAUGUUUCAAUGAAAUUAAUAAUGAAUCAAUGCGAUUUAAUGCGAAAUAUAAAAGGCGAUUUAUAGUCGAACGUUUUGUAUAUUCAAAAUGUCUUUAUAUUCUAUGAUGAUGCAAGUAUUUAAUGAACUUACGAAAAGGCUGAUCGAAGAUGUGUCGAUAGGAUAAAAUUUGGUGUAAAAAUUUCUGCUAAUUAAUGUGUAUUAUAUCAUUUGAUAAAAUUUCAUAAUUCACAAAUUAAAUUUUGCAUAAGUGAUCACAUGAAUAUCAUUAAUUUUUUUCUAUUCGACAUUGAAAGAAAUAGUGUAAAAUUGUUUAUGAUAACGUACUUUUAAGUAAAAAUUGGACUGACUUAUCUAUAAUAAACGUAAUCAACUGUCUCUAAAUGAGACUUUAGUUGAUAGUGUAACCUUUAAAAGUUUCUUCCAACAGUGUCGACAAUUUUAGUGUCUUACAAAAACUAUUCAGAUUCAAAAACAUACCAUGUCUUGGAUAAGAGAAAGUACGUUAAAUUGUCUUCAGUACUUAGCUGUAAAGAUUUUAAAAAGUGGUCAAAUUCCUAAACAUGUAGCAUUUAUUAUGGAUGGAAAUAGAAGAUAUGCUAAUAAAAAUCAUCUUGAAAAGAUAAGUGGACACACGCAAGGGUUUCACAAAUUAGCAGAAACUCUACAGUGGUGUUUAGACCUUGGUAUUCCAGAAGUAACAGUUUAUGCAUUUAGUAUAGAAAAUUUUAAAAGGUCCAAGGAAGAGGUCAGUGGACUUAUGGAACUUGCUAGACAAAAAUUUCAAAGUUUGUUAGAUGAGAAAGAAAAGUUGAUGGAACACGGUAUAUGCGUGCGUAUUAUAGGAAAUUUAGAAUUACUUCCGGAGGAUCUACGUAAAUUAGUGGCAGAAGCUAUAGUCAUUACCAAAAAUAAUAAUAAAGCAUUCCUUAAUAUUGCCUUUGCUUAUACAUCAAGAGACGAAAUGACACAUGCAAUUAAAGAUAUAUUAAGAGGUAUUAAUGACGCGGAUCUUCUACCAGAAGAUAUAAACGAAGAUCUUAUUUCUAAGUGUUUGUACACUUAUAAUUCCCCAAAUCCUGAUUUACUUAUUCGUACUUCUGGAGAAAUUCGUCUUAGUGAUUUUCUUAUAUGGCAGGUUAGUAACAGUUGCAUCUAUUUCGUUGAUGUAUUAUGGCCUGAAUUCAGUGCUUGGGAUUUACUUGGUGCAAUCUUUUAUUAUCAAAGAUGUUAUACAAAUUUACAAACUAUUGCAAAAGCACAAAAUAUAACUAAUUAUAAUAGCAGAGUUACUAAUUAUCUUAAUAAAUUAUAUCACGAACGACAGACUAUGCUGCAAAAUAUAUGUGCUUCAGAAAUUCUAGCAUACAAUGGAAAUAAAUGAUCCAAAAAUAGAGUAUAUACAAUUAUCCACCAAAAAUAUAAUUAUACAGAGGAACAAAAAAAAAA